ACAUAACCUAACCUGUUCUCGCUUUUUGUUGUCGUAUAGCGAAUUUUGUUCAAAAAUAUACAAUCUAAUGAGUUUAAUUUUGCAAAAUUUUCACGUGACACACGUGGUAGUAUAAAUACUUGUCGCGCAAUUAUUCUAACGUGUCUAUAGAUAUAAUCAGAGGUGAUUUUUCACUUCUUUCAUUGAUUUAUUUAUACGAUUUAUACGUCUGCCAUAAUCCGCGAAGCCCUGUUUCUCCUGUAAUCUCGUAAUACUGUUAUAGUGAUUGUGAAUGCACCAGGUAUAGAUUCGACGAAAUGGCUCGCCGAGAACGGGGUUUAUUUCGGGAAAUCUUCAACAAUUUCGUUGCAUCCCUGGCGCCAAAUUUCGGCAGACGCAAACUAAUUGGCGAAGAUUACUUUGGCACAAAAUACUUUGAAGCUGCACCUAGAAAGGGUUCUACAAAAAAAGCGGCUCGAAGUUUCGAGCCCGUUAACAAGAACGAUUUUUCCCAGGAAAUACCAGCCGAAUGGGAGGCUUGGCUGAGAAAUCGGAGACGAGAACCGCCAACGAAAGAAGAGCUGGAGAAAAAUUAUGAAAUAAUAUUAAUGAAAAGAAAAAAUGCGUCAAAGUCAGAGGAAAUUUGUGUGGUAAAAGAAGUGGAAGUUACCAAAUUGGCACCACCACCACCACCAGCUUCCGAUACUGGUCCAGAAACGCCGGGAGGUUAUAAAAUUUACCAAGAAUACAAAAAUUUUGGUAUAAAUUACAAACCUAAACGAAAGGAUUAAUUCUGAAACAGAAUCUUGUAAAUAUUGGUAGGUGCGAAUACAAUAAUGCUGAUAAAAUUCAUUAUUUCAAUGCAAAAAAGUUUUAUUUAUUUUUUUUUUUCAUUAAAUAUUAUGUAUAUUCCAGAUCUGUGAUGUCAAAAAUUCACAUUACGAAAUUGUACUUUUUCGCUUCGUAACUUGAUUCAAUUAAACAUCGAGAUUUGAAGA
Molecule: messenger RNA, 977 nt
Organism: Belonocnema kinseyi
Lineage: Eukaryota; Metazoa; Arthropoda; Insecta; Hymenoptera; Cynipidae
Product: NADH dehydrogenase [ubiquinone] 1 alpha subcomplex assembly factor 2
Exons: 2
Coding region: 297-770 (157 amino acids)
Biological process (GO): mitochondrial respiratory chain complex I assembly
Cellular component (GO): membrane
Source: RefSeq, a predicted model, not a curated record